Molecule: messenger RNA, 6351 nt
Organism: Linum trigynum
Lineage: Eukaryota; Viridiplantae; Streptophyta; Magnoliopsida; Malpighiales; Linaceae
Source: the annotation of a GenBank genome assembly
UCUAGAGAAUAUUUGUUUGUCCGAAUUCAAAGCAAUUGACACAUCAUCAAGGUUCCAUCCUUGACAUGGUAUUUUAGUUAAUAAUCCCUUACGUCUAUCACAUUCUCUUAAAAGUUAGAUAAUCUUGUUAACAUGGUAUUAAUAUAAGUAAGUGAUAGGGAUGUGUCUAUAACACAUUGCGAGCAUAUGGUUCAAAUCAAUGUCUCAAACUGAUUUAAACUAUUGAGCUGGUCAAUUAAAUUGUUUGAAAUUCAUGGUCGAAUUGGGGUCCAACCAAUUCAAGCUAUCUUAUCAAUAUUAUAAAAACGUAUGUGUAUAUAUGGUAAUAAUUCAAUAUUUUCAUAACCUGAAUGUCAAUUACAGGUACCAUACAGUAAUUUAACAAUUAAUAUGUUGUUUGACUCUAAAAGAUGCGUAUAUUGCUUCAUUUUCCAUAAUAUAUUUGGGAGAGGACCAAAACGCAACAUUCUGUCUAAUAGUUGAGAAUUGGUCAGUGCAUUUUGUCUAAUAGCUGCUCUUUUUUCUAUUUUCCGCCCUCCAUCCCUUCCUCCAUCCAAUGGUUUAGAUAAGUUUGCAACAACAACAAAAAAGCGACGGCCUGGUAAUUCCGACAUGCUACCUUUUUUUUUGUUUGGCCUGACACGGAUCCAGAGGAGAGAGAAAAGACAGAUGGGCAGCCAAUGUCUACUUUUCCUAAUUCUCAAUUGGAUCCUACAAUGUUCAUUUUAACUUACAAUUAAAAAAAAAAUUGUAUAGAAAAAAUGCAUUAAUUAUGAUCUACACAAUUACAUCCAUUUUUCUAUAUUUUGAGCAAAGAAAAAAAUUAACUCUUUAAAACACGUGUCGAUUGUAUUAUUAUUACUGUCAUAUAUAUCAUAUCAUUAUGAUAUAUCUUGAUAUGAUGAUCCAUCUCCUUCAUUUCAACUCAGAAUUAAAAAAAAUUUAUAGAAAUAAUGCAUUCAUUAAGAUCUAUACAUUGAUAUCCAUUUUGUCAUAUUUUGUCAAACAUAAGACCCCAUACUAACAUUGUAUCAUUGUCAUAUCAUGGUAUUAUUAUUAAGGUGAUAAUAUCAUCAUACCAUACUAAUAAUAUCAUGAUAUGACAGUGAAUGAUGUCAUCAAAUUAUUUUGUUAAACAUAAUACAUCAUAAAUCAACAUCAUAUCAGUGUCACGCCACCAUCAUUAAUUAAGUUAUACACAAUGAUAUUUAUUUUGUUAUAUUUUGCCGAACAAAUUUAGGUUUUGUUGAACUACAAAACUAUUGGGUUGUAUCCUAAACCAAGAUUUUUUUAAUGCAAAAUAUGUUUACAUGAAUAUCAUCUUAUAGAGUAUAUUUAAUUUGAUUCUUAUUAAAAAAUAUAAUAAUUAAAUUAGAACAAAUUUAUUUUGAUUAACUAAAAAGUGAAAAAGGAGUGGAUCUAGUUUAAAGUUUUUCUUUUUAUUUAUACACAUGAAUUAUGUGCUUGAGAGCACCUCUUCCACUAAUAUGGAAGGUUGUUUGGAUCGAUAUGCGGUUGAUUAAUUUGACCUUGAUCCGGUGAGAAAAACGGGUGUCACAUACAUGCAGGUAGUCAUGUAGCAAGAUUCGUGAGUUGGAAAUCAUACAUCAUCUUUUUUUCCUUUGAUUUGUGAAAUGCGCCUCUUUUCAUUUUUCCACCUUCACCAAAAGCUAUCUUUAUAAAUUAUAAGUUGAACAUUCAAAUAUUAAUGUUAUAUGAAUGUGUUUGAUUUUUCACUAAUAUUGGAUCCAAGUACGAAUUGUUAUUUUGAUAUAAUCUUCUAAGUUAUUGAUCGUAUGUUAGAUAAGAUUGAUAUAUUUUAUAAAUGUAUAAACAAUAUAAUGAUAUUUUCAUAUUCCCAAAUAAACUGAAUUAAACCGAUCAAACCAUUAACCCUCAAUUCAUAUACUCAAUCGUACCAACGGCCUAGACCAGUUGACAACUUAAUAAUAUGUUUCGGAUGCUUGCUGGAAAUAAGUAGCUGGAAAUAUGUAGAGGGUAUAAGUUUUGUCAAAUGAAUCCGUCCAGUAAUAAGUUUGUCAUUAUUUAAUUAAUUUAAUUAAGUUUAACAAAAUACCGAACACUCCUUCCGUGCUAUGCGUACAACACAGGAAAAGUAGAAUGAUAUGGGUUCUGUCGAGGAACCUCUUUAUAUGUUUUUGAGAAUACAUAAGAAUUAAUAAAUGAUUUGAUCGAUUUGCAACACUUUUAUUAUGCUAUAAAGAAUUGGUGAAUUUCUACAAAAAAAAAAAAGAAUUGGUGAGUUAAUUUACAACUUAAAAUUGCACCAUAAAGUUAAAUAUAUAAGUUGAGGUUGUACAAUAAAGGAAUUUAUACCUUUAUGUUAUAGUACAACUUGAAAUUGUACCAUUACACAAAUGUGUAAGUUCAAGUUGUACCAUAAAAGAAUUUGUACAAAAAAGUAUAGGUACAACGUUGUACCACAAAAACAAAAACCUAUAUCACCAAAAAUGUAUAACAUUGUAAAAUUCCUCAUCGAUUUAUCAGCUAACUUUGACCCGCCCCAAUCAACCAAUGUUAAAGGCAAUCAUUUCUUUUGUCCACGUGAGAGUCAGGAGCUGGAGGGUUAUAUUAUUUAGGCCCAACCAAUAACGGUUGUUUGGUUUUGAUGAUAGUUUGGUUGAGAUAGUUACAAUGCAUGUAAUGUCAAUAAUGCAUCGUUUUUUUUUUAUUUUCUGCGCAAAUAAUACAUGCAUUGUUUGUUUGAUUUGAUACAAACUAUCACUCAAAAUGAGUGAUAGUUAAAUCUCAAAUUUUCGUUGAGAUUGUUUGAUGGAGAUUAUUGUGUUUUCUUCUUCUUCCAAAUAUGUCCCUACCUUUUUAUGUGUGUUGCUUUUUUAUAGGGUUAAUUGCAUGGUUGGUCACUGAGAUUACAAAAAACGUUCAUUAUUGGUCACUCGAAAUAUUUAAAUCGUGUUACUUCAGUUUACUGAAACCGUUCAUAUUUGGUCACUGUCCGUCCAACUCCGUUAACUUUUGCUGAUGUGGCAGUCAACUCUCAAAGUUGACCGUUAACUUAGUGACGUGGCAACUAAAAAAUUAUUAAAAAUAAUAUAAAAAAACUUUUAUAUUUUCCACCUCAUUAUUACAUUCAUUAAAAAAUAAAAAUAAAAAAACCUAAUUUCUUCCACCUAGACCCUUCACCUCCCGCCGGCGGCUCCCAUCGCCGCCACCAGGCCCACCGCCGAUCGAUACAACCCGCAGCGAGCAUCUCCGGUACAUCAAAUCCAUAGGGGUAGUCCACCCAAACCCACAACCCCACAAGCUCCCCUCUCCCGAUUCCACCUCCAAAAUCAUCUUCGGCAUUCCACAACAAACUUCCCCUGUUUUGCAUUCUCUGCAAAGAAUUAGUAGUGGGUUUUCACUUUUACCAGCAGUGGAGGAGAGAUCCAUGGCCAGCAAAGCUUUGCUUUGAGCUUUGACAACCCACCAGAAAGAUAAAAAUAAACGAAAAUAGAAGGGAGAGCGAGACAGUGAUCGGGCGAAUCAAAUCUAGAGAGAGAGAGAAGGAGGAAACUGCUAUUUUCAGCUUCCUUCCCAACUUCCCAAGUCAAUCCAAGCUCUCUCUCUCUCUCUCUCCCUCUCACUCGAUACUGUCUUUACUCUUUUGCAUCAAUCCAUAAUUUGGUUGGAAUCGGAGGAGGAGGAGGUGGAGGGGGAAGGGGGGAGAUUCAGCGCCGGCCGCAGUCAGCAGCUGAGCUGAAGCAAUGUUGGUCCAGGACCGUUUACCGACGUCGCCGCCUCCGCCCAAAUCGCCCAAAUCCAACUCGAAAUCGAAGCUGCCCACCACCGUCUUUCACCACCCAAUUUCCGGCCGCCGAUUCUCUCCAGCCAAAUCGCUCGACUUCUGCACUUGGUUCUCCGACAAUCUCUACAAGAUCGUCACAAUCGCCUUCCUCGUGGCCACGGUCGCUGCCCUCUUCUUCCUCCGCAAUGCCGGAGACACCUCAGCUUUCCUCUACCUCCAAUCAAAAUCCCACCCCAUCGACAAAACCCUCCGCAUUGGAGAAGAGAAUGUCGGGGCAUCGGGUGAUCAGACCCCGAGACUGUUCAGGGGAAGCUCCAAGGUCGGAGGUGAGAAAUUGGAAGACGGGCUCGAUGUAGGAGACGUCGAAUUUGGGGGAGAAGAGCUCGGGGCCAAUGGAGGCGAGGCGGGGGAAGUCGGCGUUGGAGAAGCCCUUGGAUUUGAAGAAGUCGACGAUGGAGAUGAUUUUGGAGGUGGAAUCGGGAGACGGGCUCGAUGUAGGAGACGUCGAAUUUGGGGGAGAAGAGCUCGGGGCCGAUGGAGGCGAGGCGGGGGAAGUCGGCGUUGGAGAAGCCCUUGGAUUUGAAGAAGUCGACGAUGGAGAUGAUUUUGGAGGUGGAAUCGGGAGAUGGGAGCUUGUGGAGUUGUGGGUUUGGGUGGACUACCCCUAUGGAUUUGAGGUACCGGAGAUGCUCGCUGCGGGUUGUGUCGAUCGGCGGUGGGCCUGGUGGCGGCGAUGGGAGCCGCCGGCGGGAGGUGAAGGGUGUAGGCGGAAGAAAUUAGGUUUUUUUUAUUUUUUAUUUUUUAAUGAAUGUAAUAAUGAGGUGGAAAAUAUAAAAGUAUUUUUAUUUUUUUAAUAAUUUUUUAGUUGCCACGUCACUAAGUUAACGGUCAACUUUGAGAGUUGACUGCCAUAUCAGCAAAAGUUAACGGAGUUGGACGGACAGUGACCAAACAUGAACGGUUUCAGUAAAUUGAAGUACCACAAAUGGAUUUAAAUAUUUCGAGUGACCAAACUUGAACGUUUUUUAUAAUCUCAGUGACCAACCAUACAAUUAACCCCUUUUUUAUAUUAAAAACAAAGGAUAAAAGUGACAUUUCACCCCAAAAAGUAAUAUAAUUUAUUUAAAUACUACAAUAACUAUCACAGAAACCAAACGAUGUAAACUACAAUACACCAAUUUUCUAAUAUACAUGUAUAUUAUUAUGCAUGCAUUGAUGACAAUACAUCGAUUUAACUAUCACCAAAACCAAACGACCCCUAAAUUAUAAAAUAUAACUCCGUCCUUUUGAUCAAUUUGGUCUUGGUUAUUGAAUCUAAUUUGAUAUGAUUAGAGGUUUUAGUACCUAAUCAUCAGUUUAAUCCAUACCUUUUUAAAAGUUGAACCCAAAUUAGGGUUAAUUGCAAGGUUGGGUACUAGUUUACGAAAAAUGUUCACGUUUGGUCACUAGAAAUAUUUAAUUCCAUUCGUGGUCACUAAGAUGCGUUAAAUAGAUCAAAUUUGGUCACUCUCCGUCCAACUCCGUUAACUUUGUCUGAUUUGGUAAUCAACUCCCAAAGUUGACCGUUAACUGAAUGACAUGACAAUUAAAAAUAAUAAAUAAAAUAAAAUUUAAUCUUUUGCCAUUUUCCAACUCAAUAAAUAAAAAUAGAAAAAAUUAUUAUAAUUAUCAAAUGAAAUUUCUCUAAAACCCCCGCUCCCUGAUUUCUUCUCUAGGUUUUAUCAGAUCGCCCAAUCUCCCAUGAGAACCUGCCACCGCGCCCGCCAUCACCAUUACCGUCGGCGGACAUGAGUCUAGUAGCUAGCUCCAACAAAAUAUUCAUAUGGGUUCAAACUCAACCCACCUUAACCAGCGACAAUUUCCAACCUUAGUUCCCUUCUUCUCCGCAGCGACCUCAAAAUUUCCGAUCGACUCUUCCCUUAACUCACCGCCGUCCUCAUCCUGCCUCCAUUGUCGCUGUUCCUGUAAAACCCAGCCAUAGAAGCAGAAAUCACAAAAAAAAUUUGAAAUUGAAAUCGAAAUGUUCAUUUUUCCGGCAUCCAAACAAGAAAUUGGAAAGGAGAAAUUGAUGGGAGGAAAGGAAAAGAGGGGGGAGGACUGACUGAUUUAAAGGCGUCCAAGUUGCGCCAGGAGGGGCAGUCGGAGCCCCGUGAGUUGAUGAUGAGAGGGAAGAUGGAGGAAGAGAGGGAUAAGGAGGAGGAGGAGGAUGAGCGAGUUGAAUCGGCAGAGCUUUUGCGCGGACAGAGAGGAGUGGAAGUGAGGGGCGGAGAUCCGUGGGUGGGGCGACGACUGCGGUGAGAAAAUGACGAUGACGGCAGGGGAUUUGUGGUCGGUUGUGGUCAACUGAUAUUUAUAAUAAUUUGUUCCUAUUUUAUUUAUUGUGAAAAUGAGUUGACAAUUGUAAAAGAUUAAAUUAAAUUAAUUUUUUUAAUUUUUAAUUGCCAUGUCAUUCAGUUAACGGUCAACUUUGAGAGUUGACUACCACAUCAGACAAAGUUAACGGAGUUGGACGAAGAGUGACCAAAUUUGAUCUACUUAACUCAUCUUAGUGACCAUAAAUGGAAUUAAAUAUUUUUAGUGAC